GCAAACUCCUCUUCUCCUAACUUUCUAUUCCUUCCUCAGCGAGAGAGCCCCCCUGGCAAGCUACCAUUCUGGACAUGGCUGGACAAAAUUCUGGAACUGGUGCAUGACCACCUGAAGAAUCUCUGGAAUGAUGACUACAUCAUGGGGUUCGUGAGCCGGAGCCAGGAGCGCCGGCUGCUGAAGAAGACCGUGUCGGGCACGUUCCUGCUGCGCUUCAGUGAGACGUCAGAAGGGGGCAUCACCUGUUCCUGGGUGGAGCACCAGGAUGAUGAUAAGGUGCUCAUCUACUCCGUGCAACCCUAUACCAAGGAGGUGCUGCAGUCACUCCCGCUCACUGAGAUCAUCCGCCACUACCAGCUGCUCACGGAGGAGAACAUCCCUGAGAACCCACUGCGCUUUCUCUACCCCCGAAUCCCCCGGGAUGAGGCUUUUGGGCGCUACUACCAGGAGAAAGUUAAUCUUGAGGAACAGAGGAAAUACCUGAAACAUAGGCUCAUUGUGGUCUCUAACAGACAGGUGGAUGAAGUACAACCACUGCCGGAGCCUUUGCUUGGACCAGAACUGCAGCCAUUGAAGCUGGAACCAAGGCUGGCGCCAGAGCUAGAGCUAGACCUGGGGAUAGAGUCCCUGCUGGAGGCAGGCCUGGACCUGGGGUCAGUGCUAGAGUCCAGUCUGGAGCCCAUGCUGGAGCCCACACCAGAGUCUGUGCCGGAGCACAUACCAUGUGUGGUAUCACAAGGAGUGCCAGAGCCAAACCCAGGACUGAUGUCACAGCCAGUGCCAGAGCCCGAUUUGCCCCAGGACCUGAGACACUUGAACACUGAGGGAAUGGAAGUCUUCAGAAACUCUGUCGAGAUCGAAGAAAUCAUGCCAAAUGGUGACCCACUGAUGGCCAGCCAGAACGUCUCCGAUGAAACUUAUGUCUCCUAUCCCAGCCAUUUCUACACGGAUGGACCCUUGAUUCCGUCUAACUACUAGGAACUGUUUCCUCUGUUCCUUUCGUACCUCUUGCCCCCACACCAUGAUGUUGCUCCCCAAGGAUGGGAAAUUAGGCACGUGUCCCUUCUAAGCUGGGUGGACCCUUCAAACCCAGGCCUGUGUGACUCUGUUGGGGUGAGAGAUGAAAGCAUGACACAGGCAUGGAAGAGACAGCAGGAUCAGAACAGAUGCUGACCAUACUUCUGAAUAGAAUCCUGGAGGCAACCUGCUGUGCCAGGAGGAGCAGUGGUCCAGGAGGCAGGCCAGGGUAGCUGGGGGUCCUUGGAGGGUUCACAGUAGUGGCUUCUUUCCAGUAUGGUAGGACUUCAACAUGUUAAUAGCUGAUAAGGCUAAUCUGGUGCACACUUGCCACUGGCCCUUUUGGUGGGGAGCACAGACACCGGAUAGGACUCCAUUUCUCCCUUUUGAUUCCUUUAUAUGUGGAUAACUUGUCCUGUUUUCCUCCCUUCAUUCCUGACUCAAGUCCUAAAUCUUCUUUUCCUGCAGGAGCUGAGAGCUUUCUGCCUCAGCCCUGCCAUGUGAAGCUCCACCCUGAAGGAGACAAGAGGUGAACCUCUUUACCAUGUCUUUGCUCUGCCCAUUCCUCCCCCCAUAAAAUGAUCCUGCCUACCUAACUUGCCUGUGAAGCUUUGCAUAAUAAUUUAUGUUGGCUAGUGUCCAUUUUCCCAAUGCUUAGGAGACAGAUUGCUCCUGGCAGGGUUGGUGGGGUUGCUGGGAAUUUAUGACUUGCUCUUUAUAGUAUUGGACAGUUUGGUGUUUGUACAGAGGAAGAUAAGCCCUAGGUCUUAGAUUUUUCUCUAUUAUGAUAUCAUUCCCUUUCUUUUAUACUUACAUAUUGUUUAUCUGAAAGAAAUGUUUAUAUUCCACCCUGUGUCCAGGUCCCUGGACAAAGGCCAAUUUUCUGGAAUGCAGAACCUUGAAGGUUUACAUAGGACUCUGGACUGGUUAAGUGUGGUGACUCAUGCCUGUAAUCAGAGCACUUUGGGAAGCUGAGGUGGGAGGAUUGCUUGAGGCCAGGAGUUCAAGAUCAGCCUGAGCAACAUAGUGAGACCUUGUCUCUAUUAAAGGGGAAAAAAAAAGGACUCUGGGCAACCUUACACCUUAGCCAUUUCCAGGGAACCCUGGAGGUAACUGCCAUCUCUAAAAUGUGCAUCUGGUGUCUCUUGGGUAUAAGCGAAAAUGAGGCCCUGCAACAUGUGGCUGUUUCCUGUCUGUUCAAAAAAGAGCCCUUCUGAGCAGAAAUGGCUAAUAAACUUUGUGCUGACCUGGAA
Messenger RNA from Carlito syrichta (Philippine tarsier), 2270 nucleotides. RefSeq names its product signal transducer and activator of transcription 2 (gene STAT2). The transcript is spliced from 6 exons. Gene Ontology annotation, biological process: regulation of transcription by RNA polymerase II; defense response; regulation of cell population proliferation. The annotation marks the transcript as partial. Gene Ontology annotation, molecular function: DNA-binding transcription factor activity, RNA polymerase II-specific; RNA polymerase II cis-regulatory region sequence-specific DNA binding. The record is from RefSeq and is a predicted model, not a curated record. NCBI's taxonomy places the organism in Eukaryota, Metazoa, Chordata, Mammalia, Primates, Tarsiidae.